AAAAGAAAAGAAAAAAAAAUCAAAAAAAAAAAUUCAUAUCAGCUAAAAGUUUUUAAAGCGAAACUAGUAAGCAAAUUAUUAGGGUAAACGGAAGUAAAACAUUUCUUAAAAUAGAGAAUCGAGUACGACUUUCAUUAUACAAUAAACUAUAGCGGAGAUUAUAUUACAUUUUUCGGCUGAACUUUUUCCAAACUUAAUAUAUAUAUAUAUAUAUAUUUUCUUACGUAACAAUAUAAUGCAGCUUAUCCUAAAGAAGAUUAGUUCAGAUUAUUUAGCAGCUAGAAUUAGGUUAGAUAACUUAGAGCUUAACUAAAUUCCAAAAUAGAUCUAGUACAGCAAUAUAAAGAUGCAAGCAAUUUUAGCAUUUAAGUAAUUAAAUGCCGAAGGCAACGAUAAUUACGGCUUCCAAUGUUUGAUGAAUACAAGAGACAAAAUUUAAUUUGCCGAUUUUUUCUUUAUAAAAUUGUACACGAGUGCGUGGAAAAGAAUUCAAUUGAAUUUAUUUCCUUUUUGCAAAUGCGACAGAGCUUCUCCUUCAACCUAAUAUAUUUGUCUUAGAGUGAAUCUUCUUCCGUUAUGUUGGAUAAGUACAUCUUGUAAAUUAAAACUAUAGCAUGUCUAGUAUGAAAGAUACGUACGAAGCGUAUGUGAAUCGUUUUGUCUCAGAUGACCAGUAACCAGAUCGGAUCGCAUUUACUAUCACAAUCAUUUAAAUCUUUUUAAAAAGAAGCUGAAAUCUUAAGUAAUUAUAUCGUUAGCUAAUCGCUUAUCUACAAUAGUCACAACAACAAUAACAACGUAAUCAGAAACCAACUUAACUAAAUCACAACUGAGCCAAUAUUAUGUACUCCAGUCCCCUAGCCAUACUUAGCAUUGACAGUUACCAAUGACCUAUGAUAAUAAAUAUGCUUUUAAAAUUCGUAGCUCUUGUAGUUGAGAAAUGAAAAAAAAAAAAUAUCCAAAAAUUUCAAAGAACGCCUUUAGUCGUUGAUUUAAAAUCAUACAAAACGGUUUUUAUUUUUUAAUUUUCCCUCCCCAGUGUAGUACCUUAGCAGUAAAUUAUGAAAUUUGAAAUUUUUUUGCCCAAAAAUAAUAACCGAAUUAUACACGUUUUCGUAUCGUUAAGCCGCAAUUAAAAAGAAUUAAAUUUUCAUGCUAAGAAAUUUCGAAAAAAUAAAACGCCAAACGUUGUUAUUUUCAAUUAGAAAAGUAUUGCAAGCGUGCAGCGGUGUGCAGAUGUGUGUGCGUGCAAGUGUGUUUAUAAAAUCUUAAAGAUUAACUCAUCAACGAAAAAAUAAAUAUAAAAUUCAAAACUAAACACACCCAGGUUGAGAGUACAAACCCAACGAGUUGCACUAACAACGCAUACGUGCCCGCAAAACUUAAUUUCUUGACAAAAAAAAAAAAAAAAAAAAAAAAAAACAAAAAAAAAAACAAAAGAAAAACAAAAAACUUUUGCAGAAAUGCUUUAAGAAAGUAAAAAAAAAAAAAAAACAAGUAUUUGUCCGCACAUUCACCACACACCCACACUCCUACUCAUACACAUAAACACGUAGAAUUCUACGUGUUAUAACACGACAUUUUGUUUCGCAUUUAAAAAGGAUCUCGAGAAUAACUGAAGAAAAUGUUUAGGUUAAUAACGUCGAACAUUUUGAUUGAGUUGAUGCUAUUAUUUUCGAUAGUGAUUGCACCAACUUUUGGGUUCUAUUGCCCAACGAGCUGUAAUUGCUUUCAGCGUACGGUACGAUGUAUCCGGGCACGUUUAACCAGUAUACCUAAAUUACCCCAAGAUGCAAACGUUGUGGAUUUACGUUUCAAUAGGUUUGAGGAGUUGCCAGCAAAUGCGUUCGAAGGCUUAACCCAGGUGACCACAUUGUUUCUAAAUGAAAAUGAAAUCUCAUAUGUAGAAGAGAGUGCUUUCGAUGGCUUAAAAUCCUUGAGGUUUCUCUAUUUGAAUAAUAAUCGCAUUAGUCGCCUGCCAAGCAACAUCUUUCAGCAAUUGAAGCAAUUGGAAGCCAUUUACUUAGAUAAUAACGAUAUAUGGCAAAUCGAUGCCAACACUUUCAGUGAUUUGCCCCGUUUAAAUCGCCUUUUUGUUUUCAAUAAUAAACUCACGAACGUACCAGUGAACGCUUUCAAUCGUUUGCCCAGUUUGAAACGUCUACGACUCGAUGAUAAUCCCAUUGACUGUAAUUGUGGUGUGUAUUCGUUGUGGCGUCAUCAUCAACAGCAUCCGCAACGCAAAGCCAUCACCAUUGCUCUGACUUGUGAGACGCCCGCCUCACUGUAUCGUUAUGGUUUUAGCAAUUUGCAGGAAUAUCAUUUCCAUUGCAAGAAGCCGGAAAUUAUAACGGCACCGCAUGACAUGCAUGCAACAACAGGUGAGACGGUGGAAUUGCCGUGUCGCAUGACCGGUGACCCGCAGCCGGAAAUAGUUUGGAUGCAAAACACAAAUGAAAUCAAUGCAGACUUUGCACCAAAAAUGCAAAUAUUACCUACGGGCACAUUGAAAAUCGAUGCAUUCAAUUCAAACGAUAUCGGCAUUUAUGAAUGUAUCGGUCGCAACGAGGUAGGCGAAACACGUACCCAACCCAUACGCAUAAUGAUGAUGAUGAUGACGCCGACGACGAUGACGACGACAACAAUGACGUUGCCGAAAAAGGGCACAAAUGCAAAUAAUAAUAAUAAUAAUAAUAACAAUCAAUAUGGACCGUACUAUAGCAGUGCUGGUGGCAGUCAUAACGACAACAAUAAUAAUAAUAAUAAUAACAACAACAACGUCUACGUUAGCAAUCAACUAUGGCAUGACCAACAGCACAUAGAAACCGAAGAGGCGCAACAACAUCAACUAGAGCUGAAUCCCAGGCAUACAAGUAAAUUAGCAACUAACACUGACAACAAUCGUGUCGAACAACACAGGAGCAGCAGCAAUACUAAUAGCAAUAAUAAUAAUAACAUCUGGCAUGCGUAUGUUCUGUCAUCUGAUGCAACUACACAAGGUCCAGCUAGCAAUGUAACGGGAUUAAUAGAGCAAGCGCAUCCACGUUUCAUUCAUACUCCCAAAGACCGCGUAGUGGCUGUAAGUGCUAUUGAAUCUCUACGGCUUGAUUGCGUAGCUGUGGGUUUCCCUACACCUGAGAUUCAAUGGUAUUUCAAUGGUCGUUUAGUUGCACAAUCAACCGAUGCACUACGCAUUCAAGCGAAUGGUAGUUUAGUUAUAACACAACCAUCAUUACAAAUGACUGGCGACUAUCGCUGUCUGGCCACAAAUCCGUUGGGUAGCAUAGAGGCGAACGCCAAAAUUGAAGUGAAAGAGUUACCUGAAAUAUUAAUGGCGCCGCAAAAUCAAACAAUUAAAAUUGGUAAAAGCUUUGUAUUGGAAUGUGAUGCGGAUGGUAAUCCGAUACCGUCGAUAACAUGGCAAUUUAAUGGUGCAGCCGUUGUGGUCAGCCAGCACUUGACGUUGGAAAACGAAAACACCGAAUUGAUUGUAAACAACGCUCAAGAAUCGGAUUCAGGCCUUUACACGUGCAUUGCCGAAAAUGAGAACGGACGAACAACAAUAGCGGCCACGGUGACCGUGGAAGGAAUGCUCGGUAUACCGCGCAUUUCUAUUGAGCCAUUCAACUUGGAAGCAUUUAUCGGCACCACAAUUGAAUUGCCCUGCAAAGCGGCAGAGCCCUCUGGCAUUAAGCUUACUUGGCGCAAAGAUGGACGACUUAUUGAUCCGAUAAUACUUUCUAGUGAAAAAUAUGAAAUCAGUGGUACUGGCAGCCUUUUUGUGAAAAACGUUACCAUUUUUGAUGGCGGACGAUAUGAGUGCUCUUUGAAAAAUGAAUUUGGCCGGGCAACCGCGUCAGCGUUAAUAACCAUUAGGAGUAAUGUGAAUUUGGCACCAGGUGAUCGUUAUGUGCGGAUAGCAUUUGCCGAAGCAGCUAAAGAGAUUGAUAUGGCGAUUAACAAUACUAUUGAUAUGUUGUUUAGUAAGCGUAAUCGCACCCGUCCAGACGGUCAGCAAGCGACUCCGAAUUAUGGUGAUUUAUUACGAGUAUUUCGCUUCCCCAACGGUGAGGCUCGCCAGUUAGCUAGAGCUGCCGAAAUUUAUGAACGCACUCUUGUUAAUAUACGAAAGCAUGUCCUUAAAGGCGACAAUUUAAGCAUUGAAAGUGACCGAUAUGAAUUUCGUGAUCUGCUGUCACGCGAACAUUUGCAUUUGGUAGCCGAGUUGUCCGGUUGUAUGGAGCAUCGAGAAAUGCCCAAUUGUACGGAUAUGUGUUUCCAUUCAAAAUAUCGAUCAAUUGAUGGGACCUGCAAUAAUUUGAAAAAUCCGGCUUGGGGAGCCUCUUUAACAGCCUUUAGACGCCUGGAGAAACCUAUCUAUGAAAAUGGCUUCAGUAUGCCAGUGGGCUGGAUGAAAGGCAAAUUAUAUAGUGGUUUUCCAAAGCCAAGUUCUCGUUUGGUAUCCACGUCAUUGAUUUCUACCAAAGAAACAACACCCGAUCAAAGUAUUACGCAUAUGGUAAUGCAGUGGGGACAAUUUCUGGAUCAUGAUUUAGAUCAUGCCAUACCUUCGGUUAGUUCGGAAAGCUGGGAUGGCAUAGACUGUAAAAAAACAUGUGAGUUUGCAUCACCCUGUUACCCUAUUGAGGUGCCACCCAAUGAUCCACGCAUAAAAAAUCGUCGUUGCAUAGAUGUUGUGCGUUCAAGUUCGAUUUGUGGUUCGGGUAUGACUUCGGUAUUUUUUGACAGCAUACAACAUAGAGAACAAAUUAAUCAACUUACCUCCUACAUAGACGCAUCACAAGUAUAUGGUUUUAGUGACGCUUUCGCUAAUGAGCUGCGCAAUUUGACUACCGAGGAUGGUUUACUGAGAGUGGGUGUACAGUUUCCCCAGCAACGCGAAAUGCUUCCCUUUGCUGCUCCACAGGAUGGCAUGGAUUGCCGCCGCAAUUUAGAUGAGAAUCAGAUGAAUUGCUUUGUAGCCGGUGACAUACGAGUCAAUGAACAGGUCGGCUUAUUGGCCAUGCACACGAUUUGGAUGCGCGAACAUAAUCGCAUUGCGAUCGAGUUUCGUCAUAUAAAUCCACAUUGGGACGGCGAUACAAUUUACUAUGAGACCCGUAAAAUUGUAGGAGCUCAAAUGCAACAUAUAACAUACAAACAUUGGCUGCCAUUGAUUAUUGGCGAAAGUGGUAUGCUAAUGUUGGGUAAAUAUAAAGGCUAUGAUGCCAAUGUGAACCCGACUAUUUCGAAUGAGUUUGCAACAGUGGCAUUACGUUUUGGUCAUACCUUAAUCAAUCCAAUUUUACACCGUUUGAAUUCAACAUUUCAGCCUAUACCGCAAGGGCACUUGCAACUCCAUAAAGCGUUCUUCGCACCUUGGCGAAUUGCUUACGAGGGUGGCGUAGAUCCGUUGAUGCGUGGCAUGUUUGCUACUGCAGCCAAGCUAAAGACACCCGAGCAAAAUCUUAAUACUGAACUAACUGAAAAACUAUUUCACACAGCACAUGCGGUAGCUUUGGACUUGGCUGCUAUUAAUAUACAAAGAGGUCGUGAUCAUGGUAUACCCGGUUACAAUCACUAUCGCAGAUUUUGCAAUUUAACUGUGGCAACAAGGUUUGAAGACUUAGCUAAUGAUAUAUCUAACAAAGAAGUUAGGGACAAACUUCAGGAAUUGUACGGUCACCCGGACAACAUUGAUGUCUGGGUAGGUGGCGUAUUAGAAGAUCAAGUUAAGGACGGCAAAGUAGGCCCGUUGUUCCAAUGUUUGCUGGUUGAACAAUUUCGGCGUUUGCGUGACGGUGAUCGUUUCUAUUAUGAAAAUCCUACAGUUUUUUUGCCCCAGCAGUUGGAGCAAAUUAAACAAACAAGUUUGGCCAGAGUACUAUGUGAUGACGGCGACCAGUUGGAGGAGGUUAGCGAAAAUGUUUUCAUAUUGUCUAGCUUGCAGGGCGGCUAUAAAAAAUGCGAAGACAUUGACGGAAUUAAUUUAUACUUUUGGCAAGAUUGUGCUACUUGCAGCAGUUUGCCGCCGCUAUUCGACACUUACAUACCCCAAACCUAUAAGAAAACAAAGCGAAGCAAAAGAUCUUUAGCAACCGAUCAAGCAGAGAUGGAAGAGAUUGAUUUGCCGCAAAUCGCAGAUCCUCACGACAAUAUAUUGGACAUGUUUGACGUAAACGAAGAACGCGUUAGUGGCCUAGAGGAAGUUAUCAGUAGUUUCCAAAAGGAGUUAAAAAAAUUGCAUAAGAAAAUUCAUAGGCUAGAGGAGACAUGUGAAGCCAAUAAUUCUAACGGCGGUACCGGAGGUGGAAGUAAUAGCGGUCUAGUUAUUAAUAAAGCUAAACGUAACCAUUGUGUAGAUGAGAAUGGUACUACUCGUCUAAAUAACGAAGUCUGGACACCAGAUUACUGCACCAAAUGCGAAUGCCGUCGCAAUCAAAUUACUUGCACACGCGAAAAAUGCGGUGAAAUACACUGUGAGCCGGGCAUUGAACCUCUUACACCACCGAUGGCCUGCUGUCCUCAUUGUCCACCGUUAAUUAAUAAAAUCGAGGAGAUCAAAACAUAAAUCCAAAAAUAGCAUAGAUGUUAUACUCUCUAGUUGCCAUUGAGAUUAAUAUUAAAAAAAAAAAAAAAAAAAAAAAAAAGGAAGAAAAAAAGCC
Messenger RNA from Glossina fuscipes, 6665 nucleotides. RefSeq names its product peroxidasin. NCBI's taxonomy places the organism in Eukaryota, Metazoa, Arthropoda, Insecta, Diptera, Glossinidae. Bases 1625 to 6571 code for a protein of 1648 amino acids. The record is from RefSeq and is a predicted model, not a curated record. The transcript has 9 exons. Gene Ontology annotation, molecular function: peroxidase activity; heme binding; protein binding. Gene Ontology annotation, biological process: response to oxidative stress.